AUGUUAUUGGAUGCUGAAACAAGAUAUUCCAUGAUUGAAAAGGCAGUGUUCGCUAUCAUAGUUGCCGCCAGAAAAUUGAGGCCGUAUUUUGAUGCUCACCCUGUGGUGGUCUUAACAGACUUACCAUUAGAGAAGAGCAUAGAAAAAAUAGAAAGAUCUGGAAGAUUGGCAAAAUGGGCUGUCGAGCUUAAUGGUUUGGGAAUACAAUUUCAGUCAAGAAAAGCCAUAAAAGGUCAAGCAUUGGCAGCUAUUUUUGUUGAAUGGGAAACUCAAGAUAAAAUCGAGGAACCUAUCUGGCAACUGUUGACUGAUGGGUCGUCAAGGCUUGUUGGGGCAGGGGCUGGAUUAGUGUUAAUCUCCCCAGAAGGUAAAAUUAUUGAGUAUGCUUUAAAGUUUCAAUUUAAAGCUACUAAUAAUGAAGCCGAGUACGAAGCUGUCAUUGCUAGACUACAACUAUGUAAAGCAUUAGAAGCCAGAAAAGUCAAUCUAAAAACUGAUUCACAACUGGUUGUGAAUCAGAUCAAGGGAGAAUAUGAAGCCAGGGAUGUCAUUAUGCAGAAAUAUUUGAAAAAAGCUCAAGAAUUGAUCUCUUGGUUUGAAGUUGUUCACAUUGAAAGACUACCCAGAUCACAAAAUGAGCAAGCUGAUGCACUUUCUAAAUUAGGAAGUUUCAGUAUGCAGAAUUUAAAAAGGUCAGUCUUAGUAGAAGUCAAACCAGUAAGUUCAAUUCAUGAAGAUGAUACAUCAAUCUUCAACAUUGAAGACAGAAAUCUUCCAGAUUGGAUGAAAAACCUCAUCCAAUAUAAAAAGAAUGGAGAACUUCCAGCAGAUCCAGUUCUUGCCAGAAGGAUGAAAAUGAAGUCACUACAAUUUUGUAUGGAAGUCCAUGAAGGGUGUUGUGGUCAUCAUCUGGGAGCAAAGGCCUUGGCUCAUAAAACUUUCAAGGUUGGUUAUUAUUGGCCUACAGCGAUUGAAGAUGCCACAAAUUUAGUCCAAAAGUGUGAAAAGUGCCAAAAAUUUGCACCAAACAUUAUCCAACCAGCAUUUGAGUUGAAGUACAUCCACAAUCCGAUACCAUUCGCUCAGUGGGGCUUAGAUCUUCUGGGACCAUUCAAAACAGCAACUGGAGAAGCAGAAUCACUUGCAACAAUCACUUCCAGAAAAGUAGAAAAAUUCAUCUGA
This is a messenger RNA of Amaranthus tricolor (Joseph's coat), 1182 nucleotides long. RefSeq lists its product as uncharacterized. The transcript is spliced from 3 exons. The record is from RefSeq and is a predicted model, not a curated record. Lineage: Eukaryota; Viridiplantae; Streptophyta; Magnoliopsida; Caryophyllales; Amaranthaceae. The coding region runs from base 1 to 1182 and encodes 393 amino acids. Gene Ontology annotation, molecular function: RNA-DNA hybrid ribonuclease activity; nucleic acid binding.